AUGAUGGCCAGUGAUGACAAGAAGUUCACAUCUUUCCAGCGGGCUAUCCAGAAGUCAUUGGAGCGCUGCAAGAGCAAGGGAGAGGAUAGCAUUGUGCUGGAGAUUGGAUGCGGUGCAUAUGCUCCCUUCGCAAGAUGGUGUGCUGAAGCAGGGGCCAAGCAGGUUUUCGCCAUCGAGGGCAACAGCUGGGCAGCUGCACGUGCUGCAUCUUUGACUCCGGACACAGUGCAGGUCUUUGCAGGUCUUUCACAACAGUUGCAACCGGAGGAACUCCCUCAAGAACCCAACGUGGUCGUCAUGGAAACCAUCGGAGAUUGGGCUGCCAAUGAAUUCAUGGUCAGCACUUUCCUUGAUGCAUCUGGCAGACUGUGCUCUCGGAGCGCAAGAUGGAUACCUGGAAGGGUGCGAACAUGCUAUAUGCCAGUGCAGAUUCCUCCCUGGGAAUGCAAGAUACCUCCUGGGCUUUGGUUGCUGGGAAGUGAUGCAAAGUGCAGCAGGCUGGCCUUGUCAGAAGCUGCCACUCUGGAAUCGUACGACUUCAACAGCUGGAAGGAGGCUAUGCUUUCCCAAGAAAGGCAAGCACAGUUCAAGAUCACUUCUUCUGGCUCUUUGCAGGGCUUUCUGAUCUGGGUUGAGGUUUUUCCAUCUGGAGAUGAAAGCGACUGCCUGAAUUCCCUGAUUGACAUCGACAUCAGUUGGAGCGCAAUGCUCUUGGCACUCCCGAAAGCUGUAGACGUCGUUGCUGGCAAAGUCCUGACUUGCAGAAGCCAUGUUCGGCCUGACACUGCAGACGGGCCAUUGCUUCACCUAGAGAUGCCCUGGGGAGAGAGUGGAAACCAGACGCUUCAAUUCGAUUGGAAUCUAAAAACGGGAGCAAAGUGGAUAUUGCCUGAAGGACAGGAAAUAUCGUUUGCGGACCAACCUGAGGAUAUCCUGAGCCCAGAACAAGAAUUUCUGUGGGAGUUGCUCGGGCCUCCAUGA
Molecule: messenger RNA, 981 nt
Organism: Cladocopium goreaui
Lineage: Eukaryota; Dinophyceae; Suessiales; Symbiodiniaceae
Source: the annotation of a GenBank genome assembly